CCUCUCUAGGCGUACCGCAGGCCUCUCUCUCGCCCUACUCUGAAGUCCAGACUGGUUGGGGAGGGAAAAGAAGGGUAAAGGUCGCUGAAAGUGGCUUAGUGGGAGGCAGGCAGGCAGGACAGGACGGGCGAUCUCGCCUCCGGAGCAGCCAUGGCGGAGAAGCCGAAGCCCUCCCAGGCACCCAUCAGUCCCCUGAAGAACUUCUUCGCGGGUGGCUUCGGGGGCGUCUGUUUGGUCUUCGUGGGGCACCCGUUGGACACCAUCAAGGUUAGGAUACAGACUCAACCAAAAGCUUUGCCAGGACAGUCUCUAUUCUACUCUGGGACGUUUGACUGCUUUAGAAAGACUCUUGUGACAGAGGGAGUCCGUGGCUUGUAUAAGGGGAUGGCGGCUCCAAUUGUUGGUGUAACCCCCAUGUUUGCUGUGUGUUUCUUUGGAUUUGGCUUGGGGAAAAAACUCCAGCAGAGGACCCCUGAUGAUGUUCUGACAUAUCCCCAGAUUUUUGCAGCAGGCAUGCUUUCUGGGGUGUUCACCACUGCAAUCAUGGCUCCGGGAGAGAGGAUCAAGUGCCUUUUACAGAUCCAGGCAUCCUCGGGUGAAAUUAAAUAUGGGGGCCCCUUGGACUGUGCCAAACAACUCUAUCGUGAGGCUGGCAUUCGAGGCGUAUACAAAGGAACAGUGCUCACUCUUAUGAGAGAUGUUCCAGCCAGUGGAAUGUACUUCAUGACCUAUGAAUGGCUAAAAAAUAUUUUGACACCGCAAGGGCAGAGUGUCAGUGACCUCAGUGUACCCAGGAUUCUCUUUGCAGGUGGCAUGGCAGGGAUUUUUAACUGGGCUGUCGGGAUCCCUCCAGAUGUGUUGAAAUCUCGCUUCCAGACAGCCCCUCCAGGAAAGUAUCCCAAUGGCUUCAGAGAUGUUUUGCGAGAGCUUAUUCGAGAGGAAGGGGUGAUGUCUCUGUACAAGGGAUUUACCGCUGUAAUGAUCAGGGCUUUCCCUGCCAAUGCAGCCUGUUUCCUUGGCUUUGAAGUCGCCAUGAAGUUCCUUAAUUGGCUUUCACCAACUCUGUGAGCACCAGAAAGGCAUGUUCCUAAGGGAACAUGAGGAUAAGAGGAAGAAUGCAACUGCAUUAGAGGAGCAAGCAGAAUGAUGAAACAACAUAAGCUAUAGAAAUGACUGGUUUACUAACAACCAUUUUUUGCCUUACUUGUGCCCUGUGGUGGGCACUGUGUGUUGCCAUUUGGAAUCUUGAGCCAAAGCUCUUCCUGUUGGGAAUUCAAGACAUAUACCUGCCUUCUAAACCCAAAGUUACCAUAGUGGUAAUGCUACUCAUAGAAAACCUUAUUGCUAUUAAUAGACAUCAAAACAAUAUUUUUCCUUCUCAUUUGCCUCCUUUGGAAAUAAAGACGAAAUAUUUUAA
Rhineura floridana is the source of this 1417-nucleotide messenger RNA. It is a transcript of the gene SLC25A20, whose product is annotated as solute carrier family 25 member 20. Gene Ontology annotation, biological process: mitochondrial transport; carnitine transmembrane transport; positive regulation of neuron projection development. Bases 151 to 1068 code for a protein of 305 amino acids. The record is from RefSeq and is a predicted model, not a curated record. The transcript has 9 exons. Gene Ontology annotation, cellular component: mitochondrial envelope. Gene Ontology annotation, molecular function: low-density lipoprotein particle binding; O-acyl-L-carnitine transmembrane transporter activity. Lineage: Eukaryota; Metazoa; Chordata; Lepidosauria; Squamata; Rhineuridae.